Molecule: messenger RNA, 693 nt
Organism: Striga asiatica
Lineage: Eukaryota; Viridiplantae; Streptophyta; Magnoliopsida; Lamiales; Orobanchaceae
Source: the annotation of a GenBank genome assembly
AUCGUACAUUAUCAGAAUAAACUUGGAAAGGCACAUAGCUAGAGAGAAAUUAAUCUGAGAGAAGCACAUUCCAUGGCCACCACCGUCAUGAGCUCACUUAGCCUGAAACCGGUGCCGUUCUCCGUCGAGAAGUCCGCCGUCAGAGGGCUGCCGCCGCUGGCCAGAACCACCCGCUUCCGGGUUGUUGCCAGCGGUGUCAAGAAAAUUAAGACCGAUAAACCCUAUGGAAUUAAUGGAGGUAUGGCCUUGAGGGAUGGUCUCGAUGCCUCUGGCAGGAAGCCCAAGGGAAAGGGUGUUUACCAAUUUGUCGACAAAUAUGGUGCUAACGUUGAUGGAUACAGUCCCAUCUACAAUGAAGAUGAGUGGUCUCCAAGUGGUGAUGUUUAUGUUGGAGGUAAAACUGGAUUAGCCAUAUGGGCUGCUACUCUUGCUGGUCUUCUUGCUGGAGGUGCACUUCUUGUUUACAACACAAGUGCUUUGUCACAGUAAUAAAUUUGUAAGCUUUUUUUAUGGGAUAAAACUUGUAUCAAACCAUAUAUUUUGUGGAUACUCUUAUCUGCAUUUGUAUAAUCUAAGUUACUUUUAGUACCCUGGAAUUGAACUAUUUGUACAAGAUAAUUUCUAUUUCUGUUAUUCUCUAGUCUCUACUGUCCCAGUUUUUAUUUGUUGUUUAUUUAUUAUUAUUAUUAUUAU